Molecule: messenger RNA, 2591 nt
Organism: Dama dama (fallow deer)
Lineage: Eukaryota; Metazoa; Chordata; Mammalia; Artiodactyla; Cervidae
Gene: ZNF169
Product: zinc finger protein 169
Exons: 6
Coding region: 281-2131 (616 amino acids)
Biological process (GO): negative regulation of transcription by RNA polymerase II
Molecular function (GO): RNA polymerase II cis-regulatory region sequence-specific DNA binding; DNA-binding transcription repressor activity, RNA polymerase II-specific
Source: RefSeq, a predicted model, not a curated record
CGAGGUUUUGUGGGUAGCGUACUUCCGAGCCGCGCUGUCGUAUUUUUGGACGUGGUGACAGUCUGUCAGUGCUUGUGGCGCAGUCCACCUCGGAGGAGCUGUUGGCAGAGGUCUCGGGUCGCUCAGUGUCCAGCGGUGCUCGGUACUCAGCGCCCUUCCUGAGGGGUCGAGACUGGUGCGGGUGGCUUGGGGGACACAAGAAACCUUUGUCCGGAGCAAACGUCCCCACUGCUGAAUGUGUGCCUUGGACAUUCUUCCUUGGUGUUAACUGGUUCUGCCUAUGCAACAAGUCUUCUCUAAGAAGAGCACUCACCAGACUAAGAACAUGGUCCCAGGGCUCCUGACUGCUAGGGAUGAGGCAUUAAUGGCCUUCAGGGAUGUGGCUGUGGCCUUCACCCAGAAGGAGUGGAAGCUACUGAGUCCUGCUCAGAGGACCCUGUAUCGGGAUGUGAUGCUGGAGAACUACAGCCAUAUGGUGUCGCUGGGUAUUGCCUUUCCUAAACCAAAACUCAUCAUACAACUGGAACAAGGAGACGAGCCCUGGAGAGAGGAGAGUGAAUGUCUUCUGGACCUUUGUGCAGCAGAACAAAGAACAGAAUUCCAGCCCUGUCUCUCCUGCCCGGUGACUUUUUCCAGUCCACAGAUCCUCCAUCAAUAUGUGCUCUGUGGUCACUCCCUUCAGAUCUUCCCAGGUUCAUCUGCAGAAAGCCACUUCCUACUAGAAGCUCCAAGCUGCUUGAAAGACAAAGUAGAAGAUGGAGAGAGAGAAGGCUCUGGCACUGUGUUUGGGAGGCUGCGGCUGAGUGGGACUUCAAGGGCAUUUUUCAGCUCAUCUCAAGGUCAGCCAGUAGACCAGGGAGGCAAUAGCAGUGGAAGAAUAGACCAGGGGAUGAUCUCUGAUGAGGCAGAUGCAGUAUUGACAGAGACAAACAUCUCAGAAUCUGAAGCAGUCAUAUGUGAAAACUAUAGACUAGGAUUUAACACAAAAUCAAGCCUCUUUAGCCUCCAGAAGCAUCAUGUGUGCCCUGAAUGUGGCAGAAACUUCUGCCAGAAGUCAGACCUCGUCAAACACCAGAGGACUCACACGGGAGAGAAGCCGUAUAGUUGCAGAGAGUGUGGGCGAGGCUUUGGCCGGAAGUCCUCCCUCACCAUACACCAGAGGAAGCACUCAGGGGAAAAGCCCUACGUGUGCAGGGAGUGUGGGCGACACUUCAGGUAUACAUCCUCCUUAACUAACCAUAAGAGGAUACACUCCGGGGAGAGACCCUUUGUAUGUCAGCAGUGUGGGAGAGGCUUCCGCCAGAAGAUCGCCCUCAUCCUGCACCAGAGGACACACUUGGAAGAGAAGCCCUUUGUGUGUCCAGAGUGUGGAAGAGGCUUUUGCCAGAAGGCAUCACUCCUUCAACACCGUAGCUCGCAUUCAGGUGAGAGGCCCUUCUUGUGCCUGGAGUGUGGGCGUGGCUUCAGGCAGCAGUCACUGCUCCUCAGUCACCAGGUCACACACUCAGGAGAGAAGCCUUAUGUCUGUGCUGAGUGUGGGCACAGCUUUCGCCAGAAAGUCACCCUCAUCAGACACCAGAGGACACACACAGGGGAGAAGCCUUACCUGUGCUCCGACUGUGGGCGUGGCUUUAGCCAGAAAGUCUCCCUUAUGGGCCACCAGAGGACGCACACAGGUGAGAAGCCUUAUGUGUGCUCUGAGUGUGGGCGUGGCUUUGGUCAGAAGGUUACCCUCAUCAGACACCAGAGGACGCACACAGGGGAGAAGCCUUUUCUGUGUCCGGUGUGUGGACGUACCUUUGGCUUCAAGUCACUUCUCACCAGACACCAGAGGAUACAUUCAGGGGAGGAAGCUGAUGUGUAUGGAAUAUGUGAGCAAAGACUUGGUCUGAAGAUCCAACUCACCUCUGACCAGAGGACACACUCAGGAGAAAAGCCAUGUGUGUGUGAUGAGUGUGGACGUGGCUUUGGCUUCAAGUCAGCCCUCAUCAGACACCAGCGGACACAUUCAGGAGAGAAGCCGUAUGUGUGCAGGGAGUGUGGUCGUGGCUUUAGCCAGAAGUCUCACCUCCACAGGCAUAGUAAAACCAAGUCUGGCCAUCACCUCCUGCCACAGGAGCUGUUCUCUUGACAUUUCCUUUCCUUCCCCAUGAGUGUUUAGGAGGCAGAAAUCACUAGGAAAUAUUCCACUUCCUUUAAAAUGCAGUUGCAUUUUUUCAGUGAUCAUAAGAUAGUUGAUUUAUGGUUUACUUCCUGCAUUGGCAAUGUGUUUUAAUUUGCCAGGGCUGCCAUAACAAAAUACCACAGACUUGGUAGCUCAAAGAACGGAAGUUUAUUUUCUCAUAGUCCUGGAGACUAGAAGUCUGAGAUCAAUGUGUGGGCAGUUUGGUUGUUAUUGAAGUUUUUCCCCUUGGCUUGCAGAUGAUUGCAUUCUUGCUGAGUCCUGAAAUGGUCAUUUUUUCCCCUGUGUGUGCACUUUCCUGGUAACUCUCUCUCUUCUUUCUGAGGACACCAGCCAUACUGGGUUAGGGCUUCACCGUAUGACCUUGUAAAGGCCCUGUCAUCAAAUAAAGUCAUGACUUUAUGUGUUA